Messenger RNA from Austrofundulus limnaeus, 2603 nucleotides. RefSeq names its product prostaglandin E receptor 3 (subtype EP3) (gene ptger3). Gene Ontology annotation, cellular component: plasma membrane. The record is from RefSeq and is a predicted model, not a curated record. NCBI's taxonomy places the organism in Eukaryota, Metazoa, Chordata, Actinopteri, Cyprinodontiformes, Rivulidae. Gene Ontology annotation, molecular function: prostaglandin E receptor activity. Bases 180 to 1337 code for a protein of 385 amino acids. The transcript has 2 exons. Gene Ontology annotation, biological process: adenylate cyclase-activating G protein-coupled receptor signaling pathway; positive regulation of cytosolic calcium ion concentration; phospholipase C-activating G protein-coupled receptor signaling pathway.
UAUUUGUCUGACCAGCAGCGUCAGUUUUUGGGCUGUCCCUUCUCCCUCUGGACUCUGAGGAGUCCCGCCUCCUGUGCGUAAAAAGAGCCGAGACGCGCUUUUUACGCACAGAGCAGAAGGUGCUGAAAGCGCGACAAGAUGCAGGAGAACCGGCUCCCGAACUUUCGCCUCUUUAAACCAUGUUCAUGUGCAGCUGUGACUUUGUAAAAGACUCGARCCUCCGGGCUGAAGACAUGGAGGGUUUCAACUCCUCCAAGGUGCUGCGCAAAAUGAACCCAAGCCAAGGCACCGUGUCUGUUGGAUUCCCCAUCACCAUGAUGGUCACGGGCAUGGUGGGCAACUCUUUAGCCCUUGUUCUGGUGUUUAUAUCUUACAGGAAGAAGGAAAAUAAGAGGAAGAAAUCUUUCUUGCUCUGUAUUGGUUCUUUGGCACUGACUGACCUGUUCGGACAGGUUCUGACCACYCCGGUGGUCAUCUCAGCCUACCAGGCUGGGCUGCACUGGGAUAUAGUGGAUCCAUCUGGUAAACUGUGUACUUAUUUUGGUGUCUGUAUGACAACCUUCGGUCUGUGCUCCCUGUUCUUGGCCAGUGCCAUGGCCAUAGAAAGAGCCAUGGCCAUAACGAACCCGCACUGGUACUCGAACCACAUGAAGACGCGCGUGACGAAGCAGACCCUGGCGGUCAUCUGGUGCUUCGGGCUGCUCUUCGCGCUGCUGCCGCUCGCGGGAGUCGGGGAGUACGCGGUGCAGUGGCCGUACACCUGGUGCUUCAUCAACACGAGGAGCGAGGACCGCGGCGGCGCGUUCUUCGCCAUCACCUUCGCGGUCCUGGGCAUCUUCUCUCUGCUCGUGACCCUGUCCUGCAACGUCAUGACCAUCCGGGGUCUGAUCCUCCGCUGCAAAACCAAGACCAAGUCUCAGUCCUCCAAACAGUGGGAGCGUCUCACCACGGAGACGGUCAUCCAGCUGCUGGGCAUCAUGUGCGUCCUGCUCAUCUGCUGGUCUCCUCUGCUGGUCCUGUUGCUGAAGAUGAUCUACAACAAUCUGUCCUCCGUUGCGUGUAACUCAACAAUCUCCAAAACCAGCAGCACAAACCAGGAAGUCCUUCUGGACUGUAACGUGUUCCUGACGGCCAUACGGCUAGCGUCCCUCAACCAGAUCCUGGACCCGUGGGUCUAUCUGCUCCUCAGGGAGAUCCUCCUGAGGAAGUUCUGCAUCAUGGCCAACGCCGUCUCUAACUGCUCCGUGGAGGAGCAGAAAGAUACGCAGACCGCUCUGGACACCGUUAACAAGCAGACUCAGGACGGCAACAACCUUUUAAAACUGCAAAGUAACUAAGUCAGGCUUUGACUGUAWCCACUGAGGACUCUCAGACCAAAAGGCUAAAAACAACAACAAAGGAAUGGUUGACCUUUUAUACCAGGAUUAAYGGGAUCCAGCUGCUCCGCACGUUUAUUUUGUUUACAACACGUUCCAUUCAGAGCUAACCAGCCUGCAUGUGGCUGCCGAGCGGCCGCCAGACAUUUCUCAUCGACAAKUUUAAUCCCAACUUCUGCCGGAGCCAGCAUCAGAAUAUUUGGGAGGCUCAGACUGCCAAGAGGUGUCCUCAGCUACUGAAGACUUUUUAUAUGAAUGUUUCCAUAAAAGUGCUUCAAUUUUGUUAUAAAUAAGUUUUCGCCCAUAAAAAAAAACAGAAAAAAGCUCUAAAUCUGAGCAGUUGUUGAUUGUACUGUUAUUUAUUAGUCUGUAUUAUAGUUGGAUGUAAUCGUUGAAAAGAGCCCGAAACACGUGGCGCUCCUCAGAAACCAGCCAGGACGAUGAAAURUGAAGCUUUAUAAUUUAUAACGUUUGUAAUUUAAACAUCCGUGGACUUGAGGUGACUAAAUCUAUGAAACUGUGGUUCAGAAGUUUGCUUACCGUCUAUUUAUUGCUUAAUGUUCUCUAAUUUAAGCAACCAAAUGAACCUUUUUUAACAAGAUAAUUAAAACUGUUUAAUUUAUAUUAAUGUGUACAUUUUGUUUUAUUCUUUUUUUUAGCUGACUUAACCCUGUGUUUAUAUUCAACACCACAAAGGGACAAAUGAUACUGUGAAGAUUGAAUUUUUUACUUUUUGUUUAAAUGAUCUAUUUAAUCAUUUUGCUCAGCGUCUGUUAUAUCUGUUCGUUUCAAGGCCSGUGCUAAUCCUGAGCACAGUUAAUUAUUCACCGGCUGCAGAGUGUAAUUUGUCAAAAUGCCUCUAAGGAAAUCAAUGUACUUUUCUGAUCAGGAAGUUUGGUGUUCCACAAUGUCGAUGUGAAACACCGGGACUGAAAACUGGAGCUCGUAUUUAAAGCUGCUGUAAAAUGAUCCGAGACACCUGAUCCRCUCUCACCACAUGGUGACGGGAUCAAGGUUUACAGGCCGUCACUUUGGCUCAUCAAAAAGGUACGGUUAGGUUAACAUGUGCCGUCUUUCCUGCUCCUGCUUGUGCCUUUUUUAACCCUGAAAAGACCCGCGGGCUCUGUGGUGAUGGCAGAAACGGUUAUCUCUCAGUGCUUCAUCUACCAAGACUAAACAAAUGUUGAGUUUUUCUUGUGUUGAUCUUGAAGAAACUAAAAGAAGCAA